UAUUCUGGAAGCUUCACUCUCGCCAUGGCUUCGAUGGCGAUAACCAGAAAAAACCAGCUCAUUUCUUCUCUACUAUAUGGCGUCCGAUUGCGAAGAUUAUGCUACAAUCGUACCAUUACCACCGCCCGCCGCAGCUUUACUACGUCGACUUCGACUUCGCCGGCGGAUUCUGAAAUUCCGGUUUCCAGAACUAAAGUCCUUGAAACCUUCAAAGAAGAAUUCGAAAUUGGAUCACGCCUAAUUGCGUUAGAAACGGGGAAGAUCGCGCGGUUCGCCAAUGGUGCGGUUGUAUUAGGCAUGGAGGACACUAAAGUGCUCUCCACAGUUUGCUCAGCUAAAGGCGACGGUGUCCGCGAUUUCUUGCCUCUUACUGUCGAUUAUCAAGAGAAACAUUUUGCUCAAGGACAAAUUCCAGGCACAUAUAUGCGAAGGGAGGGUGCUCCAAAAGAACGAGAACUUCUUUGUGGGCGUCUAAUUGAUCGGCCUAUACGGCCACUUUUUCCAGCCGGAUUUUACCAUGAGGUCCAGGUGAUGGCUAGUGUGCUUUCUGCUGAUGGGAAGCAGGAUCCAGAUGUAAUGGCAGCUAAUGCCACUUCUGCUGCUCUUAUGUUAUCAGAUAUACCAUGGGGUGGUCCCAUUGGAAUGGUACGUGUAGGGAGGAUCGACGGGCAUCUUGUUGUAAAUCCAAGCAUGGAUGAGCUUAAUCUAAGUGAUCUCAACCUUGUAUAUGCCUGCACAAAAGAUAAGACGUUGAUGUUAGAUGUCCAAGCACAUGAGAUUUCUGAAAGGGACCUUGAAGCAGCAUUUAGAUUUGCUCAUCCUGAGGCAGUUAAAUUCAUCGAGCCUCAGCUGAGACUUGCUACCAAAGCAGGAAAACAGAAGAAGGAAUAUAAAUUGUCCUUGGUGUCAGAAAGAACAAUAGACAAGAUCCGCAGUUUGUCUGAAGCGCCCAUUGAAGCUGUUUUUACAGAUCCUGCCUAUGGAAAGUUUGAACGUGGAGAGGCCUUGGAUAAGAUUGCACAAGAUGUGAGGGUGGUACUAGAGGAAGAAGGUGAUGAAGAAAGCUUAAAAGUUCUAUCAAAGACAGUUGAUACUGUCCGGAAGCAGGUUGUACGCAAAAGAAUCAUUAAUGAAGGGUUUAGGCUUGACGGAAGGCGUCUUGAUGAGGUCAGGCCCCUGUAUUGUGAAGCCGGUAGCUUGCCUGGAUUGCAUGGAUCAGCCCUCUUUUCACGUGGAGAUACACAGGUUCUAUGUACUGUUACCCUUGGUGCACCUGGUGAUGCUCAACGUUUGGAUUCUAUUGUGGGUCCUCCAACCAAGCGAUUUAUGCUUCAUUACAGUUUUCCACCUUACUGUAUUAAUGAAGUGGGGAAGCGCACUGGCUUGAACCGACGUGAAGUUGGACAUGGCACUCUUGCUGAGAAAGCUCUUCUUGCUGUAUUGCCUCCUGAACUUGACUUUCCAUAUGCUGUCCGUGUUAAUUCGGAAGUCAUGGGCUCCGAUGGCUCGACAUCGAUGGCAACCGUCUGUGGAGGCAGUAUGGCUUUAAUGGAUGCUGGCAUCCCUUUACGAGAACAUGUUGCGGGUCUGUCAGUGGGCCUCGUUACUGAAGUUGAUUCAUCAACUGGCGCUGUUAACGAGUAUCGUAUACUAACUGAUAUUUUGGGUCUUGAAGAUCAUCUUGGAGACAUGGAUUUCAAAAUUGCAGGAACCCGAAAUGGGAUUACAGCAAUUCAGUUAGACAUAAAACCUGCUGGAAUUCCUCUUGACAUCGUUUGCGAGUCACUGGGACCUGCAUAUAAAGGUCGACUGCAAAUCCUCAACCGUAUGGAGCAAGAAAUAAAUGCAGCACGUUCUCAGGAAGGAAGAAAUUCUCCUCGAUUAGUUACCUUAAAAUAUAGCAAUGAUGACCUACGCCGCUUGAUUGGACCACUUGGUGCCUUGAAGAUGAAAAUUGAAGAAGAGACAGGUGCUCGGAUGUCUGUGAGUGAUGGAACACUAACUAUAGUUGCCAAGAAUCAAUCCGUAAUGGAAAAAGUGCAAGAAAAGGUUGAUUUAAUAAUCGGGCGAGCAAUUGAAGUAGGAGGUGUUUACAAAGGAAUUGUGAGUUCAAUAAAAGAGUAUGGGGCUUUUGUGGAGUUUAAUGGUGGCCAACAAGGUCUCUUACACGUUUCUGAAUUGUCACAUGAACCGGUAUCAAAAGUUUCGGACGUUAUAUCAGUCGGGCAAAAACUUUCUUUAAUGUGUAUUGGGCAGGAUCUCCGUGGUAACAUUAAACUCUCUCUAAAAGCCACUUUACCUCAACCCAAGAAACGUAAAACGAUUGAUGUGGUUGAAGGAUCUUUGGACCUUUCAAAACAAAAUCCCGAUAGUUGCACACCUGCCAACGAUUCACUGAAACAAGAAGAAAACCAUGUUGUCAAAGAUUUACGGGCAGACAUAGAUACGAGUACUGGGUCAAACUCAAAGUCAUCUUAUUCUUCAAUCUCACCUAUCUUGAUUCGCAGCGCUGUGGAAUGUGACGAGGAGGAAAAAACAGCCGGUUUAAGCUCAAAGCUUAAAAAUAACAGCAAACUCCCACGAGCUUAUGAGGAAAAAGAAGAUGAUUUAAGCUCAAGUCUUAAAAAUAACAGCAAACCCCCACGAGCUUCGAAAUCAAAUUCUUCUCAAAAGCCCAAAACCUUAAAAACCCAAAAAGAUGAGCUUGACUUUGUUUCCUCUGUUUCUGGCUCGUUAUCAUCUAAAAAAGGUAGAAUGACGAAACCGCGCUUACUAACAGAAAAAAGAAUGGAUAUUGUUUCUGACUAUACAAGUUCUGAUGAAGACAAAGAGGAGGAUAAACGUACAACUGAAACCAUAGCAGAUGCUGUAGAUUGUUUAAAAGUUAAAAAAUCUAGGGUUGACGGUCCAAUUGACGCUAAAAAGCUCAAGCUUGGAAUGAAGGUAACGGCAAAGGUCCUUCAAGUCCGUGCACGAGGGUUAGUCCUUGACUUGGGCGCUGGAGUCAACGGGAUGUACCGAUUCGAGGGUAACGGUAAACAGGACUUUGAAGCAGGCGAUGAGGUACAAGCCCUAUGUACAAGCUUUAACAGCAAGGGCAUUCCCGUAAUGUCAAUCAUACACGACGAUUUUUAGCGACUUUUUGAGUGUCGGGUUAUAUUAUUCCCUUCAUUCUUUUGAGAUGGGCCGAGGAUCAGUCGUUGAUCAUGAAGGACAAUAUCGUCAUUUCCGGUCAGUUUCAUAAAAAACAACCAGUCUUCAAAGUUUUGCCGAAAUUACAUUGGAUUAUACGAAUUGCCGUCAUAGGUUUUCUUGGAGUUAUGUUUCAUGUUAGUUGUAGCUAACUGUUUGUAUUAGAAUGAAUUUCGUGAUCGGUUUUUAUGGGCUGAGAAGAAAGACGGAUCGCAUCGGAUCGGGAAAACGGAUGUUUCGAGAAGCCGAUCGAUGGAAAUCCCGAUAGGCCAAAUGGAUCGUUCUCCUAACAGGUUUUGUAGAAUCAUGCAUGUGGUUAAAUUAUCAAUCUCUUUAAUUUAAUUUUGUUACAAUUCCUUGUU
Messenger RNA from Cynara cardunculus var. scolymus (artichoke), 3554 nucleotides. RefSeq names its product polyribonucleotide nucleotidyltransferase 2, mitochondrial. NCBI's taxonomy places the organism in Eukaryota, Viridiplantae, Streptophyta, Magnoliopsida, Asterales, Asteraceae. Gene Ontology annotation, cellular component: chloroplast stroma; cytosol; mitochondrion. Gene Ontology annotation, biological process: mitochondrial RNA 3'-end processing; mitochondrial mRNA catabolic process. Gene Ontology annotation, molecular function: RNA binding; polyribonucleotide nucleotidyltransferase activity; 3'-5'-RNA exonuclease activity. The record is from RefSeq and is a predicted model, not a curated record. The transcript has 16 exons. The coding region runs from base 25 to 3135 and encodes 1036 amino acids.